Molecule: messenger RNA, 1747 nt
Organism: Vespula vulgaris
Lineage: Eukaryota; Metazoa; Arthropoda; Insecta; Hymenoptera; Vespidae
Product: venom protease-like
Exons: 8
Coding region: 304-1383 (359 amino acids)
Biological process (GO): proteolysis
Molecular function (GO): serine-type endopeptidase activity
Source: RefSeq, a predicted model, not a curated record
UUACUAUAUUCUAGCACUCUCCAUCGAAUAUAAAGAGAGUGUUACCGUAACGUCGUGCAGUCUCUUAGCGGCAUCAUUGACGUACACUACGUGAUUUCUUGUCUUAAGUUAGCGAUCCUAUUUCGUUUGGAGUGUUUUGCGUAUUGAUAUGCGGAAGCAUAAUCAUUCUGUUAAGUAUUUUGACUAUAUAUGAGAAACAUUACAUACAAGAAGAAGGAGACACUGAAAAAAAAUAUAUAUAUAUAUAUACAGUAUAUGCUGUGAUUCAUUCAAGAGAAGUAACAUCGAUAAAUAUUUUUAAAAAUGUGGACCGUUGGAUCAUUAAUCAGUUUCCUUGGUCUUCUACAAAUAUUGCCGUAUUACGUAUCGGCUCAAGGUACACUGCCAUGUGUCAAUCCUUUGGGAGCCAAUGGUAUUUGCAUAAAUAUUAAACAGUGUCAACCGUUACUACAAAUUUUGCAAGCACAGCGACCAGAAACGAUCGAUUUUUUAAGAGCUUCCGUGUGUGGUUUCGAAGGUAAUGAUCCACGUGUUUGUUGUCCUAACAAUGAUAAUGACACUGAUGACAAAGAAGUUAAAAAUACAUCUUAUGGCCCUCUACAACCACCAAUUUGUGGUACCAGUCAUGGAGAACAUAAUAGAAUUGUUGGCGGUAUACCGGCAACAUUGGGCAGUUGGCCAUGGAUAACAGCUUUAGGUUAUCACAAUAAAAAAAAUCAAGACAUACCACGAUUUCUUUGCGGUGGAACUUUAAUUUCUACUCGACAUGUUGUCACAGCCGGACAUUGUGUUUAUCAACGAAAUAAUUUAUUUAUGGCACGUCUCGGAGAAUUGGAUUUGAACAGUACCACAGAUGGUGCUGAUCCUAUUGACAUUUUAAUCGAAAAUAAAAUUCUACAUCCACAAUAUAAUCCAACGAGUUACACUAACGAUAUUGCUAUUAUUAGAUUAGCAGAAGAUAUUCCAUUUUCACGAAAUAUUCAUCCCAUUUGUUUACCCGUUAUCGAACCAUUAAUUAAUUCCAACUUUGAAAAUACCUUCCCUUUCAUUGCUGGAUGGGGAUCAGUUUAUUUCAAUGGCCCAACGAGUAGUCAUCUUUUAGAAUUACAAAUUCCUGUAGUGAAGCAAGAUAUAUGUAAAGAUUCAUUUAAAUCAUUCACGAAUGCGGUCAUAGACAAUCGUAUUAUAUGUGCUGGUUUUGCUAGAGGUGGAAAAGAUGCGUGCCAAGGUGACAGUGGUGGACCAUUGAUGUCUACUUAUAAUAAAAGUUAUUACCUCAUUGGAGUUGUGUCUUAUGGAUAUCGAUGUGCAGAACCUGGCUAUCCUGGAGUUUAUACGAAAGUUUCGUCCUUCCUUGAUUUCAUCAUAGAAAAUUUAAUAUAAUAAUGAUUAUAUUACAAUGACCUUUCAGAUCAUAUUGUACACAUAAUAAAUCUCAUUUUUCAAUUAUGAAAGUAGAUGUUAAUGUGUGUAUAUAUAUAUAUUUAUAUUAUUGAUAUUAUCUUUAUAUUAUGUUUGCUUUAUAUAAUUGAUUUCAAUGUGCGCGCCUAAAAACAAUGUUCUGAUUGGUCUAAAUCGCUUAUAACGGAUGAGUCAUAUAUUUGUUAACACCGAUAUCACAUAUCUCGCACUUUCUUUUUAUGUCUCAUGUUUUUGUAUCGUUUUAUUCAAAUGUGUUAGAGUUAACAUUAAUGUACAAAGCAAUAUUGCAAUCAUUUAUAAAAAUAUAAUAUUUUUUACUAUUGAA